This is a messenger RNA of Megalops cyprinoides (Indo-Pacific tarpon), 2032 nucleotides long. RefSeq names its product leucine rich repeat containing 56 (gene lrrc56). The record is from RefSeq and is a predicted model, not a curated record. Gene Ontology annotation, molecular function: protein binding. Bases 92 to 2005 code for a protein of 637 amino acids. The transcript has 13 exons. NCBI's taxonomy places the organism in Eukaryota, Metazoa, Chordata, Actinopteri, Elopiformes, Megalopidae.
CAAACUAACGAGCGCUCGGCACUCAGAGACCUCAGGAUGAAAUGAGUGAAAAUGUGCACAUUUUAGUUUUUGUUUGAGGGAUACGAGGAAGAUGCACAGUUCACGGGACCGCGCUACAGUGGUGCGACCCGGCACGCCUCGCGUGUCCGUAACGGAACUGAGCGGAUGUGAUCAGAUAAACCCCACACCUUCAAUUAAUGAAGAUUCUGAGCUACUGGCGGAGCUCUGUCUUUCUCCAGAGAAGCUGAAGGACCUGACAGGCACUCCUGACCUGCGAAACGUCACCACCAUGGAGAUGUGUGUGGACACACGGGAGAACACACUGGGCAACUUUGGUGCCUACUUGCCCAGGCUAGUUCAGCUGAAGAUGAAUAACAGCUUGAUUAUGUCUGUGAGGGACCUCGGAACAACCCUCUCCCACCUGCAGGUCCUGUGGAUGGCUCGCUGUGGUCUAGCUGACUUGGACGGAAUCCCCUCCUUCUCCUCUCUCAAGGAGCUGUAUGUGGCCUAUAACAACAUCUCGGACCUGGGUCCGAUCAGCAUGCUGGAUCACUUGGAGCUCCUGGACCUGGAGGGCAACAGUGUUGACGACAUCACACAGGUGCAGUACCUGGGCCUAUGCAGUCAGCUAAGCAACUUGACCCUGGAGGGGAAUCCCAUCUGCACGCGACCACACCCGGGCACCUCCCAGACGGAGCAGUACAGCUACAGGGUGGCUGUGAGGGAACUGGUCCCACAGCUGCGUUACCUGGACAACAUUCUGGCAGGGGACACAGAGUCCCACAGUGGCGGCACCAGCGUCGAGGACUGGGAUCUGCUUAAGGAGUGCAUCAAGGACAGCAGUCCUCCAGGCAGCCAGGAGGAGACAGCAGAAGAGAAGGCAGCCAGUCUGUGCUCCUACCCACAACCAAACUCUGUCCAGCACCCAGCAACUGCUAUCUCUGGCCCCCGUCCCUUCAGUCGAGCUUCUGGCUGCCCCGCCAGCACCAGGUCUGUCUCAUCCCCUUUGUCAAGGCCUGGGUCAGCGGACUCGGACCCACCCUGUCUGGACCAGGAUGCCAGCAGUCUGACCCAUGGCGUUGGGCGAGUGAUCUGUGGGAACCCGGUGCAGGCCCUUCGCGCCCGCAGACAGAAGAUAGGCCUCUCUGCUCUCUCCUCCCCCUCCAUCUCCCCCGCCCUCCCCACCUCAGAGCACACCUUUGACCUUGAGGAGUGGGAUGGCCAGGACCGCAGUGACGUGUUCUCUGAACUGAGAGUCUGGAGGAAAGAGCACAGCAAACGUCUGCAGGCCAUUGAGAAGGAGCGACAGCCACAGGUGAUGAAGAUCUCCCACAAGGAUGAGAAAGAGGAUGAGGAAGAGGAGGGUGUGGGCCAUAGCCUGAGCCUCACCAGUGAUGAUGAAGAGAAUGGAGGGAAAGCAGGUCAGCUAAACACAGCCUCCCCUGACUCUUCAAUCAACUCUCCUCUCCCUGAUGUGCUGUUCGAGACAGAGGCUGUUUCUCCUGAAAUCUCCAGGCUCUCCCUCUCACCAACCCCCCCCCUGAGCCCGUCUCCGCCCCCUGGCCUUAUGGUGCCCCCCAGUGGUCGGAGUGGGGCAUCAGCAGUGCGAGUGCGCAGGCUACGGGUAAAGGUCUCUGUUGUGGAACCGUUGAGGGCUGAUGAGGAGGUGGCUGUGACGGAGUCCAGAGCAGUGGGAGGCAUGCCUACUCUGGAGGAGAGCAGGACGAGGAAGCCCAACCUCUGGCCAGACCUGGGUGCCCACAGCUCUCCAUCUCCAAGACCCAUGUCCAGUCCUGUGGUCAGAGGACCCCCAAUUCCACGUACCAAUGCAGAUGAAGGCUGCCGGCAGCCAAUCAAUGGACAUCAGCCCGUCAUCUGUUCUUCAGCAAUGACACCAGAGAGGACAGGGCCCCCACAGCUAACACACCCCCUCACAGCCAAGGCUGUCCUCCAGAGGCUGCCAAAUCGCCUGGCACUCUCACCCAGCAAGGGCCCCUCCCACUAGCAGGUGGUGGUGUGUAGCAAAGGAGAA